Messenger RNA from Pelobates fuscus (common spadefoot toad), 1874 nucleotides. RefSeq names its product GA binding protein transcription factor subunit alpha (gene GABPA). Gene Ontology annotation, biological process: regulation of transcription by RNA polymerase II; cell differentiation. NCBI's taxonomy places the organism in Eukaryota, Metazoa, Chordata, Amphibia, Anura, Pelobatidae. Gene Ontology annotation, molecular function: DNA-binding transcription factor activity, RNA polymerase II-specific; sequence-specific DNA binding. The coding region runs from base 165 to 1532 and encodes 455 amino acids. Gene Ontology annotation, cellular component: nucleus. The transcript has 10 exons. The record is from RefSeq and is a predicted model, not a curated record.
CCGCCAUCUUGUUUCCUGUUGCGUUGCGACACACACUCCCCCUGUUUUCCGCCUUGUGUGUGUUGUGUUUCCGUCGGCCGCUGCUCAUUUCCGUUCGCAGGAGGCCGGAGAGUUUGAAAAGGAGGAGAAGAAGUGCGGCCUGCUUUUCUGAUAUUACUCCAGCCAUGACAAAGAGGGAUUCUGAGGACUUAAUAGAGAUAGAAAUUGAUGGCUCAGAGAAGACAGAAUGCACAGAAGAAAGUAUCAUCGAGCAGACCUAUACAACUGCCGAGUUUGUGAGCCAGUCUAUUGACAUAAAUGAACCUAUUGGAAAUCUCAAAAAGUUGCUGGAGCCCAGACUUCAGUGUUCACUUGACGCCCAUGAAAUCUGCCUUCAAGACAUCCAGCUUGAUCCUGAACGCAGCUUAUUUGACCAAGGAGUAAAAACUGAUGGAUCAGUACAGUUAAGCGUGCAAGUAAUAUCCCAGCAAGGACUAGAGCCAAAGUUAAAUAUAAUUGAAAUCGUAAAGCCAGUGGAGACUGUUGAGGUGGUGAUUGAUCCAGAUGCCCAUCAUGGUGCUGUUGAAGCCCAGCUGGUGGAGGAAUCCCAUGUGAUAACCUUGGAUGGCACAAAACACAUAACAACCAUUUCAGAUGAAACAUCAGAACAAGUGACCCGGUGGGCAGCAGCAUUAGAAGGCUACAGAAAGGAACAAGAACGUUUAGGGAUACCAUACGAUCCACUACAGUGGUCUACAGACCAAGUCCUUCACUGGGUCCUAUGGGUAAUGAAAGAGUUUUGCAUGACUGACAUAAAUUUGAAUGCUAUUGGCAUCCCCGGAAGAGACUUGUGUAAUCUUAGCCAAGAAGAUUUCUUCCAAAGAGUUCCCAGGGGGGAGAUUUUAUGGAGUCAUUUGGAGCUACUUAGAAAGUAUGUUUUGGCUUCCCAAGAACAUGGAGGUGAAAUCGCUACAGUUACCAUCGAUCAACCUGUACAAAUUAUACCAGCAUCAAUCCAGCAAGCUACUCCCACAACUAUUAAAGUCAUAAAUAGUCAGCCUAAGGUUUCAAAAAUUCAGCGGGCGCCACGGAUUUCUGGAGAAGACAGAAGCUCACCUGGAAACCGGACAGGAAAUAAUGGGCAGAUCCAGCUCUGGCAGUUCCUUCUUGAGCUUCUCACUGAUAAAGAUGCAAGGGAUUGUAUUUCCUGGGUUGGAGAUGAAGGUGAAUUCAAAUUAAAUCAACCAGAGCUCGUGGCACAGAAAUGGGGACAGCGUAAAAAUAAACCCACCAUGAACUAUGAGAAGCUCAGCCGUGCUUUGCGCUACUACUAUGAUGGGGACAUGAUCUGUAAAGUUCAAGGCAAGAGAUUUGUUUAUAAGUUUGUUUGCGACUUGAAGACUCUUAUUGGCUAUAGUGCAGCAGAACUGAGUAGGUUGGUUUCGGAAUGUGAACAGAAGAAAAUGGCAAAGAUGCAGAUACAUGGUCUUGGACAGCCAAUCACAGCCGUAGCGUUGGCUACUGCAUCACUCAAGGCAGAAAAUGACAACUAGGCCACCCGCAAGACAAACUUGCCACUCAUGUGAAAAUUGCAAAUUCCUCUUUUCUACAUUCUGAAGUAUUUAAUUUUCAGGCUGUGCAAUAUAAAGCAUGGUCUUCAACUAUGGACUUGAUACUUGCUAUCCAUGGUAUCACCAAACUCUAAAUGGGACCCCUUAUUAUAGGGGGCAUGGUAUAUUUUAUAUAUUUUGCAUAUGAACUUAUCAAUAAUUACAACCCUUCAAAGAAGGUAAUGCUUUUUUUUUUUUUUUUUUUUUUUCUUUCUUAUUUUGAGGAAACCCUGUAUCAUCUAUAAGUUAAAAACAAUGUCAUGUUCUGAACUACAGUUUGUUUUG